AUGCCGCUCAACUCGAAAGCCGUCUACGCGCGAUCCGACGCCGCUUAUGUGCCGUUUGCCAGCCGGCGGAGUACCGUUCACAGCAAGAAUGGUAUCGUUUCGUGCACACAACCCUUGGCUGCGGCUGCCGGCCACAAGAUCCUAAGCCAGGGAGGAAAUGCAGCGGAUGCCGCUGUGGCCGUUGCCGCUGGCCUGAACAUGACCGAGCCGGGAUCGACGGGCAUUGGAGGUGACAUGUUCUGCCUCUUUUACGAUGCCAAAACGAAGAAAGUACAUGCGCUGAACGGAUCGGGCCGAUACCCCGGCGCCGCCACCUUGGAGAAGGUGCGUCAGGACUUAAAACUGGCACCGGGCGAGGAGGGCAGCAUCCCCUUGCUCAACGCGCUGGCCGCCACAGUCCCCGGUGCGGCCGCCGGUUGGGUCGACACCGUGGAGAAGUUCGGCAGUGGGAAAUUGUCGAUGGCGCAGAUCUUGCAACCGGUGAUCGAAAUGGGCGAAGAAGGGUUUCCCGUCUCAGAACUGUCGUCCCAUUCGUGGCAAGAAAAUGAACAGGGGAUCCGGAAUGCAUCUCCCAACUUCCGUGAAAUGCUCAAGGAUGACCCCACAGCCAAAGAUGGUGUGCGUGCGCCACUUCCCGGAGAGAUUAUGAAGAAUCCCACUCUGGCAAAAACCUACCGCACGCUGGCCGCGGAGGGCAAGAAGGGAUUCUACCAAGGCCGCAUUGCGGAAGAGAUUGUGAAGGUAGUCCAGGAGCUUGGCGGCUACCUGUCUCUCGAGGACCUGGCGCACCAUGCGGAGGUCGGCACGCAAGAGACUGAGGCGAUCUCCCUCAAAUUCACUGGUCAAGAUAUUAUCUCUAAACAGACACCUGGAACGGAUGGGGAUACCAAUCAGGGCGUGGAGAUCUGGGAACACCCGCCAAAUGGACAGGGUAUCGUUGCGUUGAUGGCUCUCGGCAUUAUCGAAGAACUCGAGCGGACCGGCAAGAUCCCGCGGUUCAGUGAGUCCCAACACAACUCGGCGGAGUAUCUGCAUGCCGUCAUUGAGAGCUUGCGGAUUGCAUUCGCUGACGCUGCCUGGUGGGUCGCCGAUCCGGACGUCGAGCGCGUUCCAUCCAAAGGCUUGCUGGACCGCGAGUACUUGGCCGAGCGGGCGAAGCUGUUCUCGCCGGAGCGCGCGGCGGAUCUGUUGGAUCACGGCAGCCCAGCUCACAAUCACUGCGAUACCGUCUAUUUUGCCGUGACUGAUAGCGAGGGAAAUGGUAUUUCUUUCAUCAUUAGCAACUACGAGGGCUUCGGCACAUUUAUCAUCCCUGCGGGCUGUGGUUUCACACUGCAAAACCGUGGCGCCAACUUCUCUCUCCAACCUGGCCAUCCGAAUGUACUGGCUCCGCGCAAGCGCCCGUAUCAUACCAUUAUCCCAGCGUUGAUCACAAAUGUGGCGGAUGGAUCCCUGCACUCUGUCUACGGAGUGAUGGGCGGCUUUAUGCAGCCCCAGGGCCAUGUGCAAGUGCUAUUGAACAUGCUUGCCUUCGGCUAUCACCCCCAAGCAGCGCUCGAUUCACCGCGGAUUUGCCUCGCCGCACCAACAUCCGAGGAGACAGACCAAACCGUGUGGGUUGAAGAGGGAAUCAGCGAGGAAGCCAUCGAGGGCCUGCGCCGCCUGGGCCACAAGAUCGAGGUCCGGAAGGAAUGGCAGCGAGCAUCAUUUGGCCGGGGACAGAUCAUCCGUUCGCAUUAUGAUAAUGGGCAGCUGGUGUAUAGUGCUGGAAGUGAUCCCAGAGGUGAUGGAAUGGCGUUCCCUUUGCUGUGA
Penicillium macrosclerotiorum is the source of this 1812-nucleotide messenger RNA. Its product is annotated as gamma-glutamyltransferase family protein. Lineage: Eukaryota; Fungi; Ascomycota; Eurotiomycetes; Eurotiales; Aspergillaceae. The transcript is spliced from 4 exons. The record is from RefSeq and is a predicted model, not a curated record. Bases 1 to 1812 code for a protein of 603 amino acids.